AUUGCCUCGUCACCACAGAGCGCUCGCAAGGCCGUCGCGGCCGUUUCCAGGCUCGCCACCCGGAAUGCCGCCCCGAUGAGGACCUUCAUGGCCCCGACAGUCUCGCGGAGAGCCGACUUCGUCCAGGAGCUCUACCUCAAGGAGCUCAAGGCAUACAAGCCGGCGCCGAUCAAGGAGUCGGACUCGGUCGGGCAGGUGGCGACCUUCAACCUGCCCAAGCCGCCCAAGUCGCCCGAGGAGGCCGACCUGGCGUCGAGCCUGAAGGAGUACGAGAACAUGGCGGUCGAGGUCGAGGGCCAGGAGACCACCGCCGCCGGCCAGCCCGCCACCCCCGUUGUCGAGGACUGGCUCGUUGAGGAGGAGGAGGAA
Messenger RNA from Thermothielavioides terrestris NRRL 8126, 369 nucleotides. RefSeq lists its product as uncharacterized. Lineage: Eukaryota; Fungi; Ascomycota; Sordariomycetes; Sordariales; Chaetomiaceae. The annotation marks the transcript as partial. Gene Ontology annotation, biological process: proton motive force-driven ATP synthesis. The record is from RefSeq and is a predicted model, not a curated record. The transcript is spliced from 2 exons.